Salmo salar (Atlantic salmon) is the source of this 771-nucleotide messenger RNA. RefSeq names its product tRNA-yW synthesizing protein 3 homolog (S. cerevisiae) (gene tyw3). The record is from RefSeq and is a predicted model, not a curated record. Lineage: Eukaryota; Metazoa; Chordata; Actinopteri; Salmoniformes; Salmonidae.
UUCAAAACAUUAGGCAAGCAUGCUUGCUUACUAAAUGGAAAACGCUGUAUAUUAUAGAUGAUGCCGAGUAAUAUACUCUCAAUCUGUCUGUUAGCUAAAAUAGAAAAUACAUUUAUCCAAUGGAAUAAACAAUGUUUAAACAACAUAACUUAGAUGUCAGCAAGAAGGGAGGACAUCUCACAUAUUGUUUCUGCCAUAAACAACUCAGCCUAUUAUUUCACCACCAGCUCCUGUUCUGGAAGCAUUCUUCUCAUAGAUGGAAGUGAGGUGUCAGACGCUCCAGAUGUGCAGAAACUGAACUGUCCCUGGCUUUUCAUCACCAAGAAAUGUCAUAUGGGCGAUUUGAUGUCUGAUUUGGAGAUGUCAUGUGAAGAUGCUGUGUUGAAGUUUGGUUUUGUGCUUCAUGUCCAAUGCAGACAGCUUGAAAAUGCACAGCGGCUGCACUCUUUGGCAAUAAACUCUGGCUUUAGAAACUCUGGAUUGACUGUAGACAAGAAGGGCAAAUCAUAACUGUUUGCAGUCCGAAGUACCCAUGGUCUGGAGGUUCCACUGAGCCACAAAGGACAGGUCCUGGCAAAGGAGGAUUACAUCUACUUCCUUGUGGAAGUAGCCAAUCAGAAAAUGGAGGAAUAUGUCAAACAAAUUGAGAGGUUCUACGAGUGGCUACAGUCUGCUUUGCAACCAGCUGAACCUCAAAGCCCAAGUAGACAGGAGACGGAGGAGAAAUCUGUUUACAAGCAACGGAGGAAAGGAGGACAGACAGAUGUUUAA